Messenger RNA from Chelonia mydas (Green sea turtle), 3246 nucleotides. RefSeq names its product WAP four-disulfide core domain 1 (gene WFDC1). Bases 488 to 1165 code for a protein of 225 amino acids. The transcript is spliced from 7 exons. Gene Ontology annotation, molecular function: peptidase inhibitor activity. The record is from RefSeq and is a predicted model, not a curated record. Gene Ontology annotation, cellular component: extracellular region. Gene Ontology annotation, biological process: regulation of cell growth. NCBI's taxonomy places the organism in Eukaryota, Metazoa, Chordata, Testudines, Cheloniidae.
AAUAGGGUACAAACCCACGGAUCAGGGCAUCUACUUGGGGGGUGGGGGAGGGUGCACAAUGAGCGUACUUGUUUUCUUGGAAAGUUUGCAGCUAGAAGCUGCUCGGGGCACUCCUCCAAGACCUUUCUUCCCCCCUCUAGCAGCUGCCAUUUGAUCCCAUGCUUUGGCUUUGAAUGGAGCGCCCUGAGAAUGCCAGAUGUUGUGAACAAAGGUCUAAAAAUAAUCUAUCCAGUGAUCAUUCAAGAGGAAUAUGUGCCUCGUGGGUACACGAGAUGGGAGAACCUGAUCUGUCUUUGAACAAGAAAGUUCAACAGCAGCUCCUGGCUCCUGAUUCUGGGCUCCAAAACUUUUUUUGUUUGUUUAUUUUUUGCCUCCCAGAAGCUGUUCAGCAAAGAGUCGUUUGCUUCAGCAGUCAGCUCUCUCCCUCCCGCUGAUUUGUCUGGCGCCCGGAAAGCUGGGAUCCGUAUUCUUAUUUUUCAUCAGGAACAUGGACUCCAGCAGCAAUAGCCUGGGGCCCAAGCUGCAUUUCUGCAAAAAGAUCUUCACUGCAGCCUUGUGUGUCUCAGUCUUACUCGCAGAAUCUGGCUUGGCAAAGAAUCUUUGGAAACGUGCCCUCCACCUGAAACUGGCCGAGAAGUAUGAUGAUUAUGAGUACCCUCUUCAUUCUCACGGCGCCCACUACCAGAAGAAUGACCGCUGCCCACCGCCCCCACAGACUUUACCAGAGCGAGCAUGUGAGGUGCCCAGCUGCCGUUCAGAUUCCGAAUGUGAAAGACACAAGCGUUGUUGCUACAAUGGGUGCAUCUAUGCCUGCUUAGAAUCAGUACAGCCACCUCCAGUUUUAGACUGGUUGGUGCAGCCGAAACCACGUUGGCUUGGAGGAAACGGUUGGUUGUUAGACGGACCAGAGGAAGUUUUACAAGCGGAGGCCUGCAGCACCACUGAGGAUGGGGAUGAGCCUCUGCAUUGCCCUACAGGAUACGAAUGCCACAUCAUCAAUCCUGGCAACACAGCCGAAGGAAUCCCCAACAGGGGUCAGUGCAUCAAGCUACGUGGAAAUCCGGAUGGACGCAACCUAAGGCAUAAAUAUUACAAGGAGUAUUUUGGGAGUAAUUCCAAUAAUGUACUUGGCUACGUAAAACAACAGCAGAAGCACUUAGGAUAACUUGGUGGGACCUAACUAUUAAGGAGCUUUUAAAGAAAGCUAUAUCCAAUAGCUGUCUGGUUCAGAUGAAUUGCAGCCCUCAGUAUCCAGAUACAGCUAUUCAGCAUCUUCCUGAUCUCUGCAAGUUGUUGAUAAAAGACCUGCAUGGCGCAGGAGCAGCUAUUCUAGAACUCAGCCCUGUGAAGAGUGGGAGAAAUCCGUUCCUCUGAAGGCAGCUGUCGUGUUUACGAGCAGCGCCUUUACCACUGGAACAGAUAACCCGUCUGAUCCACAAUUUCAUUUCAGAUCUAUAUCAGCACAGUACACACUAUAAUGCACAUUAGGGGACUGAGUCUGAUUUCGCUCACGUAGGUGUAACUCAGGAGUGACACUGGUAUAAAAAUGGUGCACGUGGGUUUAGAAUCAGGCCCUAGAUAUAAACAACCUGCUUGAUUUUUCUAAUAUAUGUGUGCUGAAUACAAUCAGUGACUUUCAUACUGCACGUACAUCAUAUUAACAGAACUCAGAGGUCUCUUACCCAUAAGGAAAUGAAUCGACUAGUAGCUUAUGCAUAGUAUGAAUGACUUUAAUAUGUUCACUCAAGAAAAUGGGCCAAAUGUGUCUCUGUUGUGUCACCAUUGAAAUCAGUGGAAGCUACACCAAGGAUGAAUUUGCCCCAGUGAACAACUACCCUUUUAUGACUUAGUCUACAAGGUAAUCUAUGUAUUUAACAACGAGGCUGGAAAUGGUCUACCAUGGUGCUCUGUCUGAUAUUCCCAUAAGUAUUACAGUAUAUGCAAAUGUUUAUCCUUCCCCUAGAGUUUGGAAUCCCUAUAUGGUAAAGGGAAAGUUAAAAAUACUGAGCAUUUUUUACAUAGUUGCUUUCUGUUUAUUUGUUUGACCAGCAAAAAUGGUCAGGUUUUACAAAAUUUCAUUCCAGUGUUAGACUCAGAGACUUGGAGGCCAGAAGGGACCAUCGUGAUCACCUAGUCUGACCUCCUGCACAUUGCAAGCCCCAGAACCCCACCUGCUCCUGAAAUAGACUCCUAACCUCUGACUGAGUUACUGAAGUCCUCAAACCAUUGUUUAAAGACUUCAAGUUACAAAGAAUCUACCAUUUACUCUAGUUUCAGCCAGCAAGUGAUCCCUGCCCCACACUGCAGUGGAAGGAGAGAAAAAACAACCAGGGUCUCUGCCAAUGAAAUUCCUUCCUGACCCCCACCCCUCUCCAAACAAACAGUGAAAAAUGUGUACAAAAUAUUUUACUAUUUUUAAAUCAGCUCCAGAGCUCGGUGCCCUUAGUCAAUGUUACGUGUUUUAAGGACCUUACAGGAUCAAACACCUAGGCUCCGGUCUCAUUGAGCAAAACACUCAAACACAUGCUUAACUCGAGGUGGGCAUUUUGCUUUGCAAUGCUAGUUAAGCUCAUGGCUGAGUACUUUCCUGGAUAGGGGCUGUAGAGCAGGAAUUUAAUCAUUGCAAAAUGAAUCUUUAAAAAAAAAAAAAAAGAAGGAAGACUGAUAAAAUAAGAUACUGCUGAAUGUUUGCUGGUUACUACAUGCUGUAGAAAAUCCAGCCUACCUAAUGGUGCUAAGGUGUUAAUUUUUCUUUUAAAAGCUCUUUUAAAUUGUCAAACUCAGAAACAAAUCAGCCGGAGCGGAGAUCUGAAGGCUACGUUUCCAAUAUUAACAUUCAUACUGCUUUUGACAACACCAUAUAUUGAAAGACAAAUUUUCCUGGGUUCUUUCUGCUGCCCAGAAAACAAAUGGUUUUAAGGCAACAUUGUAAAAGCUCAGUAGGAAACUGGUAAUGUUAGCUUUUAAAUAACACAUCAUAUGUGUGUUUAGUCUCAUUUUAAGGCUUGUCUGGUGCUACAAUAAACUUUUCAUGUGAUGUUAUAUGCUCACAGUGCUCGCGAGCUGCCAGAGUCUCAGCUGGCGUCAAUCGGUGCCUUCAAUGGAGCCGCUCUGACCUCCACAACGUGAGACUCUGGCCCAAUGACUCAUUCGAGACUAUCACUCCUGUUUUGUGCUGCUUGUCAUUCGAAACGUAGGGUCUCCUACUUUGGUGCUCAAUAAAAACAAAUCCAGUAUAUUUUUCAA